UUGACAGUUCGUGUCAACAAAAUUUUGAUAUUUGCCUUUAUCUCAAAAAUGAAUGGUAAAGUUUUGGAAGUUGGUUCCACAAUAAAUAUCGAGAGAAGUGAUGGUAGAAUCCAUGCAGCCAUUGUAGCUAGUAUUAACUAUGACUUGGAUAUUGUUGGAGUCGAGUGGUUUGAAGCGGGCGAAACAAAAGGCAAAGAAAUUGAAUUUCAAUGUGUGACCACAUUAAACCCCCACCUUUGUUCCAUCGUUAAGCCCGAAAUCCAGCGCUUCACAGAAAGUACCUCAGAAAUUACAUUAGCAAAUAAAACUAAGAAACGUCAAUCGAUAGCCGUUUUUAAUAAUCGUGUGAAAUCGUCAAAGUCGAGAAUGACCCAAGAUAAUUUAAGUUGUGGCCAGAAAAGCAAAAAUUCGCACAAAUUGAAGGGCCCCCAAACCUCCAGAUCGGUUAUAGAGCAUAUUUCGCACCCAUACGAGGGUAGCGUUGUAAAAAAAAUCGGAAAAAUGGAAGUAGAUCGAAUGGAAAGGCGGAAGAAACAAGCAGAAUGCAAAGCUGAAAAAGUUGAACUGAAUAAAAAAAAUGCUCAUAAUCCACAUUGGGAGUUGAAUCAGAUGAUUUCAGAUUAUUGUAAAAAGCUGCACUUUCAGCCUUUGACGAUGGACGAUGUUAUUGAGGAUCGAUUGAUAACCGUGUGUGUGAGAAAGAGACCUUUGAAUAAGGGAGAACACGAUAAGAAAGAAGUUGAUGUCAUAACAGUACCAAGUAAAAACCAGCUAAUCGUCCACGAACCAAAAAGUAAAGUAGAUUUGACUAAAUACCUCGACAAUCAUUUAUUCAAGUUUGACUACACUUUCGACGAAAAUUGCAGCAACGAUGUUGUGUAUAGAUACACUGCGCAGCCUCUGAUUAAGACCAUUUUUGAAGGAGGAUUCGCUACGUGUUUUGCCUAUGGUCAGACGGGUUCCGGUAAAACUUACACGAUGAGUGGUGACGUAUCCAGAAAUAACUUAAAUAAAGGCAUUUAUGCAAUGGCAGCUACAGAUAUAUUCCACUUAAUUGCCUCUCCAAAGUACAAACACUUAAACUUAAUCGUCACGUGUAGUUUUUUUGAGAUCUACUCCCGAAAAGUUCUCGAUUUGUUGAAUCAUAAAGCUGAUUUGAAAAUCUUAGAAGAUGGCAGGCAACAAGUCCAGGUUGUGGGUUUGACAGAAACCGUUGUUUCUACCGUUGGUGAAGUUCUCGCUUUAAUCACCGAAGGUACCACCGCUAGAACUUCAGGGCAAACUUCAGCCAAUGAGAACUCUUCCCGCUCGCACGCCAUUUUUCAAAUGUAUUUGCGACCUUGCAAGAAAUUCAACUCCAUUCAUGGCAAAUUUUCUCUGAUCGACUUGGCUGGUAACGAACGUGGUGCCGACACUUUAUCUUCCACCAAAACAACAAGAAUGGAAGGAGGUGAAAUUAACAAAUCGCUUUUGGCUCUAAAAGAGUGCAUUCGAGCCUUGGGCAGAAAAAAGGCCCAUCUGCCCUUUAGACUAAGUAAACUGACGCAAGUUCUGCGCGACUCCUUUAUCGGUACUAACUCUAAAACGUGCAUGAUUGCCAUGGUUUCGCCUGGAGUGAGUUCUUGUGAGAAUACUUUAAACACGCUUCGGUACGCGGAUCGGGUUAAGGAGUUGGGAGGAGGCGAUCUUCAGCAGUUGACCACUAUUAAUGAAAAAAAUGAAAUAAUUUCUUUCAGUUCCGAGGAGGAGAUGUUUAAACAAAGCAAUUUUAUGGAUGAUUAUGAGGAACUGAAAGUCGUGAAAGAACAGGUGGCGAUAUCUCAUAGAGAAGCGAUAGAUAAAUUGCAAGAGGCCAUGAAAGAAGCGAAGCAUUUGGUUAAAAGUAUUGAGAAUGACCCAGAGAAGUAUUGCAGACAUUUUGAAGAGUUUAUAGAUGACACUGUGGCUUUCUUGUUGAAUGUUAAGAAUAGUGUCAUUGAAUAUAAAAUGAAGCUGUCAGUUUUGGACUAAUUUUUCAUAAUAAAUUUUCUGGCAAAGAAGUUUUAUGUUGUGGUAUUGUUCAGAAAGGUAAUGGUGUCCCCAUGAGCGAAAAAAGUGCAUGAAUAAAUUGUACUAGGGUCCUUAUAACAGUACAAAAGUUAGGCUAAAAAUACAGAUAUAAAGUUUGUCUAGAAUUAUAAGAAUUUUAUGGACUCCCAAAGGUGCCCAAAGUUAAUCCGUUUUACAGCUCUGUUGUCAAUUUUAUUGUACAGCUGAAGAGCGGGGCGAAUCCGGGUACAGGAAACAUCGGCUUUCCACUGACAGGCUCUUUACGUAUACAACAGAAUUGACAUUGAUAGUCCAUAAAAUUCUUAUAAUUCUGGAUAAACUUUACAAGGUAAUUUUAAAAGGUUGUGUAUCAAGUUGGUUUUUGAAAAUGCGUGAAUUUUGAUAACCCAACUUUCUUCCUUCAUGUUAUGUUCAACUCGAAUUGAUUGUAUGUCAAGGAAACGGCAAAUUCUUAUUAAAAAUACCCUGAGAGAUUUUUUAAAACCACCGUGACGUACGACUUUUUAUGACCACCUAUAACCACAGGUAUUGGAGCAUGCCACUAUAAAUUUCAAAUGAGGUGUACUUAAGUACUUAAUUAAUGCCCAUGGUAAAUUAACGGAGGUUACAGUUAUACAACAAAGUAAAAGCUACAUAUUUAUUAAACCUAUUGCUACUUUAAACCAUAAGACCAUUUAAUCGAAGUUAAUGGACUUUAAAAUAUUAUCAAAAUUUUGUUUAAAAAUGUCUGCUAGUUGAGAGCUUUCAAAUUCAAACUGACUAUUUGAAUUUUGCCCAGCUGCAGUAGCUAAAGUUUCAAAUAUUUUUUCGACGUUUCAAAACUCCUAGAAUAUGAAAAAUUAGGUCUGGGAUGUUUGUUGUGGAAUUUUGGAUGUGUUUUAAGAAUACCGUAUAGAUAGGCUAAGCAAAAUUGGGUGACGCCAUUACAAAGUCUCAUUUAAAAUGUGCAAAAUAAUUUUCUUUUACUUCCAUGAUUUAUUAAAUUGGUUGUACGCAUGUAGAUUUUUGAAAAAAAAAAAAGAAAAAGGAAUAACUAUA
Molecule: messenger RNA, 3087 nt
Organism: Zophobas morio
Lineage: Eukaryota; Metazoa; Arthropoda; Insecta; Coleoptera; Tenebrionidae
Product: kinesin-like protein Klp10A
Exons: 1
Coding region: 49-2010 (653 amino acids)
Biological process (GO): microtubule-based movement
Molecular function (GO): microtubule binding; ATP binding; microtubule motor activity
Source: RefSeq, a predicted model, not a curated record